Caenorhabditis elegans is the source of this 4131-nucleotide messenger RNA. RefSeq names its product Histone-lysine N-methyltransferase met-2 (gene met-2). NCBI's taxonomy places the organism in Eukaryota, Metazoa, Nematoda, Chromadorea, Rhabditida, Rhabditidae. Gene Ontology annotation, cellular component: cytoplasm; nucleus; chromosome. The record is from RefSeq and is marked reviewed. Gene Ontology annotation, molecular function: histone methyltransferase activity; histone H3K9 monomethyltransferase activity; zinc ion binding.
AUGGACCAACAAGAACCAUCGAAUAACGUAGAUACGAGCAGUAUUCUUUCGGAUGAUGGGAUGGAAACACAGGAACAAAGUUCAUUCGUCACUGCUACAAUUGACCUAACAGUGGACGACUACGAUGAAACAGAAAUACAGGAGAUUCUGGAUAAUGGAAAAGCAGAAGAAGGAACAGAUGAAGAUUCUGAUUUAGUUGAAGGGAUUCUUAACGCUAAUUCAGAUGUCCAAGCGCUCCUUGAUGCGCCAUCUGAGCAAGUAGCUCAAGCUCUUAAUUCGUUCUUCGGAAAUGAGAGUGAACAAGAAGCUGUUGCAGCACAAAGACGGGUUGAUGCGGAGAAGACUGCCAAAGAUGAAGCUGAACUCAAGCAACAGGAAGAGGCGGAAGAUCUUAUUAUAGAAGAUUCGAUAGUCAAAACUGAUGAAGAAAAACAAGCAGUUCGAAGACUGAAAAUCAACGAAUUUUUAUCGUGGUUCACAAGGCUCCUUCCAGAACAAUUUAAAAAUUUCGAAUUCACAAAUCCGAACUAUCUGACAGAAUCUAUCAGCGAUUCACCGGUUGUAAAUGUCGAUAAAUGCAAGGAAAUUGUCAAAUCGUUCAAGGAAAGUGAAUCACUUGAGGGACUUUCACAGAAAUACGAAUUAAUUGAUGAAGACGUGCUAGUCGCUGCUAUUUGUAUUGGCGUUCUCGAUACCAACAACGAAGAAGAUGUCGACUUUAAUGUUCUAUGUGAUGAUCGUAUCGACGAUUGGAGUAUAGAAAAAUGUGUCACUUUUCUUGAUUAUCCAAAUACUGGAUUGAAUUCGAAAAAUGGACCGUUGAGAUUCAUGCAGUUUACUGUCACAUCACCUGCAUCAGCAAUUCUCAUGCUCACUCUGAUUCGAUUACGCGAAGAAGGGCAUCCGUGUCGAUUAGAUUUUGAUUCAAAUCCGACUGAUGAUUUACUCUUGAAUUUCGAUCAAGUGGAAUUUUCUAAUAAUAUCAUUGAUACGGCAGUCAAAUACUGGGAUGAUCAGAAGGAAAACGGUGCGCAGGAUAAAAUUGGCAGAGAGCUCAACGACUUCUUCCACGAAAUCGAGUCAACAUCAGCAGAAUUCAAACAACAUUUUGAGAACGCCGUUGGCAGCCGUAAUGAAAUAAUUCAACUUGUCAACGAGAAAAUUCCCGAUUUUGAUGGCACUGAGGCUGCUGUGAAUGAGAGUUUUACAUCCGAUCAACGAACCGAAAUUAUCAACUCUCGUGCAAUAAUGGAGACAUUAAAAGCCGAGAUGAAGCUCGCCAUCGCCGAAGCUCAGAAAGUUUACGACACCAAGACUGACUUCGAAAAAUUCUUCGUUUUGACAGUUGGAGAUUUCUGUCUGGCUCGCGCCAAUCCUUCUGACGAUGCAGAAUUAACAUACGCCAUAGUUCAGGAUCGUGUGGAUGCAAUGACCUAUAAGGUUAAAUUUAUCGACACAAGUCAGAUCAGAGAGUGUAACAUCAGAGAUUUAGCCAUGACUACGCAGGGAAUGUAUGACCCGAGUUUGAAUACAUUUGGUGAUGUUGGUCUUCGAGUUGCCUGUCGCCAAGUUAUUUCCUCGAGCCAAUUUGGAAAAAAAACAAUUUGGCUUACCGGUACAGCUGCCGGACGUCGCAGAGCUCAUAGAUCCGAUUUUCUAAUUUUCUUCGACAACGGAACCGAUGCAUACGUGUCAGCUCCGACAAUGCCUGGUGAACCAGGUUAUGAAGUUGCUUCUGAAAAGAAAAGUGUAUUUUCUCUCAAAGAAAUGAUUGCGAAGAUGAAUGCUGCUCAGAUUGCUAUUAUGGUUGGACAGCCAGUAGGAAAGGAAGGAAAUCUGGAUUAUUUUUUGACAUUUCAUUGGAUUCGACAAUCUCACAGAUCAGCGUAUAUUCGGGAUUUUAUGAAAGAAUUUCCGGAAUGGCCACUUCUCAAGAUGCCAGUUGGAAUGCGAAUCUGUUUGUACAAUUCUCUUGUUGAUCGACGUAAGAAAAUGGUGACAGUGAUUGGAACUGAUCGAGCUUUUGCUAUUGUGAGACACGAAGCACCGAAUCCAUUGGCUCCUGGGAAUAGAUGUACAGACUUUCCGUGCAAUGAUAGAAAUCAUCAGCAUAUUGACGAGAAAAUCUAUAGAGGAUCUCAUAGAUUGGAAGGCGCAGCGCACAAGAAGCACAUGAUCUCGACAAAUAACAAUCUGUCGCAACGCAGAAAAGACCAGCUUCAAUCACAGUUCGAGCCAACCGACAUGAUUCGUUCGAUGCCAGAGAGGAAUCACCAACAAGUCGUUAAAAAGAAAACGACGGGCACCAAUCAGAAUGUCGCUUCGACAAAUGAUGCAAAAUCGAAGAGAGAAAUUGAAAUAAGAAAGAAAAAUCAAUUCUUAUUUAACAAGAUUAUUGUUCCAAUACCCGUCCUAACACCAUUGGAAAAUCUCAAGGCUCAUGCUCAAUGUGGUCCAGAUUGUCUACAGAAAAUGGAUGCGGAUCCGUAUGAAGCAAGAUUCCAUCGAAAUUCACCAAUACAUACUCCUCUUUUGUGUGGUUGGAGACGAAUUAUGUACACAAUGAGUACUGGAAAGAAGCGGGGAGCAGUGAAGAAAAACAUUAUUUACUUUUCUCCAUGCGGAGCCGCUCUUCACCAGAUCAGCGACGUCUCUGAAUAUAUUCAUGUCACCAGAAGUUUAUUGACGAUUGAUUGUUUUUCAUUUGAUGCACGAAUCGAUACUGCCACUUAUAUUACUGUUGACGAUAAAUAUUUGAAGGUUGCUGAUUUUUCGCUUGGAACCGAAGGAAUCCCAAUUCCACUAGUGAACAGCGUGGAUAACGAUGAGCCUCCAUCAUUGGAAUAUUCGAAACGACGAUUCCAAUACAAUGAUCAAGUGGAUAUAUCGAGUGUUAGCCGAGAUUUCUGUUCUGGAUGCUCUUGUGAUGGUGAUUGCAGUGACGCAUCGAAGUGUGAAUGCCAACAAUUGUCCAUUGAAGCAAUGAAACGACUCCCCCAUAAUUUACAAUUCGACGGACACGACGAAUUAGUUCCUCACUAUCAAAAUCGUCUUCUCAGCAGUAAGGUUAUCAGUGGACUCUAUGAAUGCAACGAUCAGUGUUCAUGCCAUCGAAAGUCUUGUUACAACAGAGUUGUUCAGAACAAUAUCAAGUAUCCUAUGCAUAUCUUCAAAACUGCUCAAUCCGGAUGGGGAGUCCGAGCUUUGACGGAUAUUCCUCAAAGUACGUUCAUUUGCACGUAUGUAGGUGCUAUACUGACGGAUGAUUUGGCUGAUGAACUAAGAAAUGCGGAUCAAUACUUCGCUGAUUUGGACUUGAAGGAUACCGUGGAGCUGGAAAAGGGUCGCGAAGAUCAUGAAACUGAUUUUGGUUACGGAGGAGACGAGUCAGAUUAUGAUGACGAAGAAGGAAGUGAUGGUGACUCCGGUGAUGAUGUAAUGAACAAAAUGGUGAAACGUCAAGACUCUUCGGAGAGUGGUGAAGAAACAAAACGGCUGACAAGACAGAAAAGAAAGCAAUCUAAAAAAUCCGGUAAAGGAGGAAGUGUGGAGAAAGAUGACACCACUCCAAGAGAUUCAAUGGAAAAGGAUAAUAUUGAAAGUAAAGACGAACCCGUUUUCAAUUGGGAUAAGUAUUUUGAGCCGUUUCCAUUGUAUGUUAUAGAUGCAAAACAGAGAGGAAAUCUUGGAAGAUUCUUGAAUCACUCUUGCGAUCCGAAUGUGCACGUUCAACACGUCAUGUACGAUACGCAUGAUCUUCGUCUUCCAUGGGUCGCGUUUUUCACACGAAAAUACGUGAAAGCCGGCGAUGAGCUAACCUGGGACUAUCAAUAUACUCAAGAUCAGACGGCUACCACACAACUCACAUGCCACUGCGGAGCUGAAAACUGCACCGGCCGUUUGCUGAAAAGUUAAAGAAUUGUUGUUAUUUCCUUCCCAGUUAUGUUUUCCUUUUUUUUUAAGUAUUUAUUUAUUUAUUUAAUUUUUAUUUUGUUUAUUGUUCAAUCGUUUAAAAUCUCCCUUUGAAAACAGCAUCUCAUAUGUAUGAUCUAAACACGUAUUUACCUCGUAAGGGUUUGCCAAAUAGUUUCUUUGGUUUUCAUUUUGAUUUUCUCUGCGAAUAAAAUGUUU